Messenger RNA from Cooperia oncophora, 198 nucleotides. The record is from the annotation of a GenBank genome assembly. Lineage: Eukaryota; Metazoa; Nematoda; Chromadorea; Rhabditida; Trichostrongylidae.
AUGCAGGUUUACGAGUAUGAAAACACCGGUAAUAGUUUGGAUCUGGAUAGUGGGCGUGAACUGGCACGUUUCGUGGUGUUGUAUGCGAAAGUAUCGACGAGAAAGCACAAGAAAUGGGAAGGAGAUGGGCUUCUGAUAUGCUACGCUAACCUGGCCCUUCUCAAAACGGAAGACGAAAAGGACGUCAUCAGCAGGUGA